CUCUGUCGCGCACACACCCUCCGGUCGGCCCCGCCCCCAUAUCCGGGUCCUCGCCUGCCGCUGGCUGUCACUCGGGGAGCUCCCUAUCCCGCACUUCCGGGCCUGGCUACGACUAGGCCCCGCCCAUAGGACUCGAGUCCCGCCCCUGAUCCUUACACAUCCGGGCACCCAGCGCCUCCGGGUUUGCCUGCGCCAUUGGAGCCGGGCGGGUGUCUAUCUCCGUCUGCAAACAGUCCACUUGGCUGCUUCAGGCCCCUCCAGCAUUUUCCUGGCCGCGCCUUAUUCAGAGCCCCGCCUUCGUAGCCUUUGUCCUGCCCACUCUCCUUAGGCCACGCCCUGCCGCGUUGGGGGCCGCCCACCUUACCGGGAGGAUACUUCUUUCAUAUGGGUAAUCCGGCAGGUAGCUCUUUAUGCGUUUGGGACACCUCCCUCCCUCCCAGAGCAUGGAAACACCGGAGGCCGAGCUCAGUCGGCCCUCACCCCCUGCCUUCCCUUGAUGGAGGAGGAACCCCCUUUGCCCAACCCGGACAUGCCGGCCUCUGCAGAGCCCAGCUUCAGUGACACGGACAAGGAGGUGUUCUCUCCUGUUACGGCUGCUGCAGCGACCUUCUCUUCCAUGGCGGAGGAACCAGGCCCUGCCCGGGCAGCCACACCCAUAGCCCCAGAUAGUGGCCAGCCCGGCCCUGGACCCAGCAUUCGCCCAACCAGCACAGUCUCCGGGACCAGCGAGGACCUGAGGCCUCCCAGACGACGCCUACCACCAGGGAAACAGAUACCCUGCUCCAGCCCUGGCUGCUGCCUCAGUUUCCCCAGCGUUCGCGACCUGGCGCAGCAUCUGCGUACCCACUGCCCACCCACACAGUCCCUGGAAGGCAAGCUCUUCCGAUGCUCCACCCUGAGCUGCACGGAGACCUUCCCCAGCAUGCAGGAGCUGGUGGCACACGGCAAGCUGCACUACAAACCCAAUCGCUACUUCAAGUGUGAGAACUGCCUCCUGCGCUUCCGCACGCACCGCUCGCUCUUCAAGCAUCUGCAUGUUUGCGCCGAGCAUGCGCAGAGCCCAGCCCCGCCGCCACCCCCCGCCCUCUACAAGGAGCCUCCUGCGCCCGAGCGCCCCCCGGAGUCCGACCCUGCGUCGGCGUCCGGCCUGCAGUUCCCGCUGCUCGAGCCCUUCACGACCCCAGCCCCCGCCCCCAGCGGGCCUUUCCUGCCGUACUUGAACCCCGCGCCCUUUGGCCUCAGCCCCCCACGCCUGCGCCCCUUCCUGGCUGCCGCGCCCGGGCCACCCGCCUCCAGCGCCGCCGUCUGGAAGAAGAGCCACGGUGCCGGCGGCAGCCCUCGAAGACCCCAGGGCGGCUCCGACGCGCCCUCAGGGCACGCGGCCCCGAGCCGCAUCGUGUGGGAGCACACGCGCGGCCGCUACUCGUGCAUGCAGUGCGCCUUCUCCACGGCUUCGCGGCCCGCCAUGACACUCCACCUGGAGGACCACCGCCCUGGCGCCCCCGUGGCCCCGGUGCUGGCGCAGCCGCGCCGCGACGCGCCGGCGGACCCGGCCCCGCUUGCACCUACGGUGUCGUCGCUGCUGUCAGAUGGGGACUGUCCGGUUUUCUCGCCACUCUGAACCCCGGCGCGCUGGGGGAGGGUGUGUGUGGGGGUGUGAGUAGUUUUGUAAUUUUAGGGGGUCCUGAGAUUGAGGGGCGGGGGUCAAUAAAGGAGGCGCCAUGAGCCAG
Messenger RNA from Manis pentadactyla (Chinese pangolin), 1730 nucleotides. RefSeq names its product zinc finger protein 414 (gene ZNF414). The record is from RefSeq and is a predicted model, not a curated record. The transcript is spliced from 8 exons. Bases 497 to 1621 code for a protein of 374 amino acids. NCBI's taxonomy places the organism in Eukaryota, Metazoa, Chordata, Mammalia, Pholidota, Manidae.